CAUCAUUCGUUCGGUUCAUCGGGAGAGUUUUACAGCUUCACCUUCCUAACCAACGUCGAGCUUAGAUCUGAAAGCAAGGCUCACGCUGCGGUACAUUUCCGAGGAACUGUACUGCCAUGGAUCGGGUUCUAAAAGCUGCUAGAGCCUCCGGUUCUCUCAACCUAUCAAAUCGUUCCCUCAGGGAUGUGCCCAAUGAAGUAUACAAAUGUUUGGAUGCAGUUGGAAAUGAUGAAAAGUGGUGGGAGGCUGUGGAGCUACAGAAGCUCAUUUUGGCUCAUAAUGAUAUUGAAUCAUUGAAAGAAGACCUUAGGAAUCUACCUCAAUUGACUGUAUUGAAUGUCAGCCACAAUAAACUUUCUGAACUUCCCGCUGCGAUAGGAGAGCUUCCUUCACUGAAAUCUUUAGAUGUGUCCUUCAACUCAAUUCAAAACCUCCCUGAAGAAAUUGGAUCAGCAACUUCUCUUGUCAAGUUUGACUGUUCUUCCAAUCAGCUUAAGGAACUUCCAAGCUCCAUUGGAAGAUGUAUAGCUUUAUCAGAUUUGAAGGCAUCAAACAAUGUUAUUACCAGUUUGCCCGAAGAGCUAGCGAACUGUUCAAAAUUAACAAAACUAGAUGUGGAGGGAAACAAGCUCACUAUGCUAUCUGAGCAUUUGAUUACAUCGUGGACCAUGCUCACUGAACUUAAUGCAUCAAAAAAUAUAUUGAAUGGUAUACCAGAGAACAUUGGCAAUCUUUCACAUCUCAUUCGUCUUGAUUUUCAUCAGAACAGAAUUUCAUCAAUCCCGGCAUCAAUAACGGGUUGCUCUUCUCUUGUGGAGUUCUAUAUGGGGAAUAACACACUGUCUUUGUUACCGGCUGAGAUUGGGGUGCUUUUGCAUUUAGGGACUUUCGAUCUUCACUCAAACCAGUUGAAGGAAUAUCCAGUGGAGGCAUGCAAGUUGCGUCUUUCAGUCCUGGAUCUUUCAAAUAAUUCAUUGACUGGAUUGCCCCCCGAAAUGGGCAAGAUGACGACCUUGAGGAAACUUUUGCUUAAUGGCAAUCCUUUGCGAACUCUUCGAAGUUCAUUGGUUUCUGGACCAACAGCUGCUUUACUGAAGUAUCUUCGAAGUAGACUUUCUGAGGGUGAAGAUCCUGAAGCCAUGACAACAACAAAAAAGGAUGUAAUUUCUAUGGCAUCUCGAUUGUCCAUCACUUCAAAGGAACUUUCUUUGGAAGGGCUAGGUUUGAGUGCAGUACCAUCAGAAGUAUGGGAAUCGGGUGAGGUAGUUAAAGUUGACCUUUCCAGGAAUGCCAUUCAAGAGCUGCCAGUUGAACUUUCUUCAUGUGGUUCACUGCAGACUUUGAUAUUAUCCAGGAACAAGAUUAAAGACUGGCCAGGUUCAAUAUUAAUUUUGCUUCCUAAUCUUUCAUGUUUGAAGCUAGACAAUAAUCCUCUCAUACAGAUUCCAUCCGAUGGAUUUCAAGCAGUCUCUGGUGUUCAGGUUCUGGAUCUAAGUGGUAAUGCUGCUUCAUUACAAGAGUAUCCAGUAUUUUCCAGCAUGCCCCAUCUACAAGAGCUUUACCUUAGAAGAAUGCAGCUACAUGAAGUGCCAUCUGAUAUAUUUAGCUUACAGCAAUUGCGAAUCCUUGAUUUGAGCCAAAAUUCCCUUCAAUCGAUUCCAUUGGGGUUCCAAAAUCUUACUUCUCUUACUGAACUUGGCCUAUCUGACAACAACAUCUCGGCACUUCCCCCGGAGCUGGGUUUGCUUGAACCGAGCCUACAGGCCUUAAGACUUGACGGAAAUCCAUUGAGAAGCAUCCGGAGGUCAAUCUUAGAAAGAGGGACCAAAGCUGUUCUGAAAUAUUUGAGGGACCGAAUUCCAGAGCAGUAGUAUGUUCAUAUAUUCUUCCCUCUCUUGAUUGGGGCAACAUUUUUCACUCCCUUGUCUUCGGUUUUUAUUUAAUCGAUUUAUUUUUAUUAAAGCUUGAUGUUAGAGACUAAGUACUUGCACACGUCUCGAGUCUAAUGCUAUGUAACAUAUGAUACAUUGAUGUUUAUAAUCCCGAUAUUCAAUAUCAAUAUGCUUCUGUGUUCUACUA
Carya illinoinensis is the source of this 2079-nucleotide messenger RNA. Its product is annotated as plant intracellular Ras-group-related LRR protein 6. Gene Ontology annotation, molecular function: protein binding. The record is from RefSeq and is a predicted model, not a curated record. NCBI's taxonomy places the organism in Eukaryota, Viridiplantae, Streptophyta, Magnoliopsida, Fagales, Juglandaceae. The transcript is spliced from 21 exons. The coding region runs from base 117 to 1871 and encodes 584 amino acids.